GGUUGUUGCUCUUGUUGUUGCUGAUUUGUGGCGUAGGAAUCUCCGGCAUUGUUCGUGGUGUUUUGGGAGGCAAUUCUGGGCUUUCGGUGGUGUUUAGGGUGGUUGUGGUGUGUUGGUGUUGUUUUCUGUUGAAGUGCUUUGAUAUGGCGGCUUCCGUGGAGAAGUUUCAUUGCCCUUUUGUGGGUCUUAGCGGGUGCCAGGAUGGGGGUGGGUGUGGUUUGGUGAGGAGUUCACUGCUCACUCACGUACGUGAUCGUCAUUGUUUCUCUGGUGUGCGGGAUGUAACACGUCAUUUCCUUACUACCAAUUUGGAGGUUUUUACUUCGGCUGAGGUGAACUUUCGUCGUUUGGGAAUUUGGCUGUGUGGGGAUUGUUUCAAGACACAUACUCAUCGUACUAGGUGUCGUCAUGGCAGUGGUUCUAGUACUGUUUUUGUGGACCCACCCGAUUCUGGGGAUGGAAUUAUUCGUUUUAUUCUCUACGGUAUUCAAAAACCGCAAGCUCCUACUUCCGAGCUGUCUACUUCUGAUGGGCCUCGAGAACAUCAUUUUUCCUUUGAUGUUGCUCUUCUAGACACUUUAUGGUCUAAGCGGUUGCGUUUUGUGAAAUCCAUCCCUCCCAAAUGUCGUUUGGGUUUUUCACGAGUUCUAAAAGGGGCGCUUGAUAAGGUGAUUUGCAGACCAGAUGACAUCGCUUGUUGGGUUCAGUUGCUCGUGUUACCUCUUUGUGUCCUCAAGACUUUUUCUCCGCGAAGUAAUCGUGAGUGUUCCUCCGGUGUUAGGCGUCGAUGACAGGAAGAGGGUAUCACCUCUGCUAUUCGUUCUUGGAGUGUGCCUGGUGGUUCUGAGCAACUUGUCAUAGACACAUUGGCUAGCGUGUCUCCCCCUCUAUUGGAUGUUGACGAGUACCAUGAUUUGGCGGAGCGUAAUAUUAAGCAAUGCAAGAGAAAGAUUUCUGACGGUCACUACACUGCUGCCGUUAGAGUUCUUUCGUCCUCAGGUCUUGCCCCUUACAAUGAUGCUACUCUUGCAGAUUUGCAAGCAAAGCACCCUUCCGUUCCGGUCCCUAACUUACCGGAUAUCCCUGUUGAUCAUCACCUUACUGCUUCCUCCGCUGUUGUGUUGGAGCAGAUUAGGGGCUUUCCGCGUGGUACUUCGUGUGGUAGAGAUGGCUUGCGUGCUCAACAUCUUUUGGAUUGCUUGGGUGGUGCUGCUGUAGCUGUUU
Spinacia oleracea (spinach) is the source of this 1224-nucleotide messenger RNA. RefSeq lists its product as uncharacterized. The transcript has 2 exons. The record is from RefSeq and is a predicted model, not a curated record. NCBI's taxonomy places the organism in Eukaryota, Viridiplantae, Streptophyta, Magnoliopsida, Caryophyllales, Amaranthaceae. Bases 144 to 791 code for a protein of 215 amino acids.